Messenger RNA from Macrobrachium nipponense, 1131 nucleotides. Its product is annotated as dnaJ homolog subfamily C member 17-like. The record is from RefSeq and is a predicted model, not a curated record. The coding region runs from base 165 to 1064 and encodes 299 amino acids. Lineage: Eukaryota; Metazoa; Arthropoda; Malacostraca; Decapoda; Palaemonidae. Gene Ontology annotation, molecular function: RNA binding. Gene Ontology annotation, biological process: spliceosomal complex disassembly. Gene Ontology annotation, cellular component: spliceosomal complex. The transcript has 8 exons.
CGAUCCAUCGUAAACAAAACGUUCUUCAGAGUUUGGACUUAGCUACCUGCCUCCUGUAGCCCAGUGACAUUUGUUGCAUGUAAUUUGGAACGUUUGAGUCUUUCAGCAGUUUCAGUAUAAAUCAACAGGUUGAUAUCUAAGACUUUUGAGUUAACCGGAGCACAAUGUCUCAUAAGAACGAGCAAGACCUUACGAAGCUCGACUUCUACGAAAUUUUAGAUCUGAAAACUGACGCUGGCGAAAAAGAGAUCAAAAAAUCAUACAGGAAGAAAGCACUGAAAUGCCAUCCAGAUAAGAACCCAGACAACCCAGAUGCGGCCAAAGAGUUUGAUAGACUGAAGAAAAUUCUAGAGAUAUUACUUGAUCCAGGGGCACGUAAAGCUUAUGACAAGGUAUUGAAAGCACGGAAAGCUGCUAAAAUUAGAGCUCGAGAGGCCGAUGCCAAGACACAAAAGCUCAGGUCAGAUCUAGAAGAACGUGAACGCAGGGCCCAGGCGCACCCACAUGUAUCUCGAAAGGAAAAAUUCCGCCGAGAAUUGAAACGCUUGGAAGAGGAAGGGGAGCGUAUAAUUGAAGAAGAAUUAGAGAAAUUGAAUAAAGAAGUUGAAAGAGAACUAAAAGGAACACCAGGAGUUAAUGAAAAAGAACAUACAACAAAGGAUACUGAAGUAGGGCAUAAAGUGAAAGUUAAAUGGACAAUAUCUAGAGAGUCUCCUGGGUAUACUGAGGAAGAACUACGCCAGCUCUUUUACAAGUGGGGCGACAUAAAUGCAAUGGUCAUGAAGCAGAAAUCAAAGAAAGGAACAGCUCUGAUUGAAUAUAAAACGAAGGGAGGAGCAGACAUGGCAGUUCAGUUUGAAAAAGGGCAAAUUGGAAAGCCUUUGGAGGUGGUCCAUGUUAAAGCAGAAGCUCCAAAAGUACCUGGGCGUAAGGAGGUGCCUCAAGAGGAACAAAAGCAAGGUGGCAAUUAUGAUUAUGAAUCAAUUGCAGACAUGAACAUUCGUAGACAAGAAGAACGCCGUCGAUUAAUAGAAGAAAUUUUAAAAGAAGAAGCUAUGAAGUGAAUGAGUGAGUAAAUGAGAUAUAUCUGUAAUGUAGAAAUUAUACAAAUUAAAGAAUUGCAUUUUACAA